AUGGAAGAAGGAUUUAUAUCAGGUUGUGAUUUAUGGAUCACGUCACUACAGGCUCACUUCCUCUACGGAGAUACAGUAUCUAAUUGCGUGCACCUGCAACUAUACAAGGACUUGAAGGAGCGUCAGAAGAGCGGUCAGACGAAAGCCUCGUUAUCACUGCAGCAGUACUUGGGGUUCGAAUCCGGGUUCACCCUGGAUAAGGAGUCUAACACACUUGCCAUACUUUGUGAGGACGUGGUACCUGUACUAGCCUUCGAUACCAGGGAAAUGCUUAUGCAAUGGAGGGUUAAGGUGCAGCAUAACCUGGGCAGUAGUAAGGAGUUCGCGGCCGUGAUCAUCUCGUCUCCGACAGUGAAGCCAGGUCCUGUGAGGCUGCACGCCUGCGGGCCCCGCCUGGCGCUGUGUGGGUCCAGGCCUCCAGAAGUUCUGGCUCUAUGGGACAUUAAGUUACUGAGGAGAUUCGGUAUGGUUGAUAAGCGGUUCUGUGUGGAGGGGGGCUCUCGUUGCGGGAGGGGCGAAGGCCUAUUCGUGUUCGCAGCGGAGGGAGGUCGUGAGUUGACUGAGCUACUGAACGUGUACACUCAUGAGGCUCACUCAAGGCUCAGCAUCGCCUCUAGAAGUGGAUCAGUUCUAGAGAAGCGUUUCUCAGACACGAGCUCGUGUAUGGACGACUGUUUCAACCAGUCCCUCCGUUCAGUGUCUCCCGCCUGGCCCGCUCCUACAAGCCACACAAUGCACUGUCUAUCAGACUUAGACUCAAGUCUGGACAGUAAUGACGACAAGUUCAGACGACCGACCUCACUACCACGCUGUUCAAGUUGUGUGGGGAAGAUCAGCCAUUUGACCAGAUCAUCAACAAUGAACACACCCGGUUCAAUGAUGUCCCCUGUAUGGACGAUGGACAACAUAAUAGAGAAGAGAUCGGAUUCAGAUCGAGCGUCGAUCUAUUCGAGAUCCAGUGGUAGUGCGUCAGAGUACUCCGUGCCGCGCAGUGCGUGCAUGCUCGAUAAGAGUUUUGAGAACAAACGUGGCAGCCCCGUCGCCGGGUGUACACCGACAGUACCGGUGAAGACCGGCUGUACCUGCUGGCAGCAGACGAGGACCUGCUGCUGUAAGAAGAAGACCUUCAACGGACCAUACGAGAACUACGACGUACCAAAGACACCCAUGCCCUUAAUAAAGGAACACCCUGUAGACUCCACGGACGCCGCCAGCUUGUACGACACACCAAAGAAACUGAAAUGUCUGACUGGACAGUGUUCGUGUUCACACAACGAUAACAAAGAGGAACAAACACACGCACACACAGACGACACUAACACAAACUACGUGAACGUGACGCCCCAACAAGAUAUAGACUUGAGUAACUACGCCAACAUAGACAAAGCUACAUUAGAAGAAUUCGAGAGUUCCUUAAGGAUUCUGCGUAGCGCGGGGUUCAGUCAGGAGGAGCUGGACGCGUUAGAAGAUAUACCGGAACACGACGACAAGCAACGAGCAACGAGCGAGUGCUGCAACAACAUGGAACAUACUGAGAACAGCAGUUGCAGCAACAGCAAACACUCAGACAACAUCAGCAGAAUUAGCCACGUAUCGGACAACACGCAACAGACGAGCUCCGACAAUACUAUCAGCACGAGAAGAGCCAGCUCAGCGGAUUUCACUAAGAGAUACGACGACGAAGACAGACUGACACGAGCCUGUUACACACCUACAGUGAUUAGAAGGAGCUUCAGAACUGAUAACAUCAACGAUACACACACAAACACAAACAUAGAAAAAGAUAAAACACAGGCGAAGACUGAAAACGUGACACUAGUGACGAAAUUACGAGACGCCGUUAAGAUUAGAAGAUCAUCUAGCGUGCCGAGUAAAUCAGAUAAGAAUAGAGAUUCAUCGAGCUCCAACGAUUCAGGAGUAUCGACUGGUUCACUCAAACAUCACAAAGGCGACUUUGAAUUAGAUACAACCAAAUCUUCCAAGAAGACGAAGAAUAAGUUCCGUAAUACAUUAACUCCGGUACACGCGCCGCUCAAAUGCAAUGCCUCGGACCCUCUCAAACACUUGACAUUCCAGUUCGAAGAAGUCUCAACGAUGACUUACAACGACGGACAUACACUCACCAACACGAAGAAGAGAAACGGCGAAGGUGACGCGGUCCGUCACAGUCAUCUGACCAAGAGUAGUUCUUCGGGUGCUUCAGACACGUCUGACUACAUGGAGUCCCUGUCUGUGUCGUCCUUCAGUUCGUGUGACGUCAGCGAGCGUCACGUGACCCGCCCGCGCUCCGGGAAGGAAUACGCCACUAUAGACAGGAGCGUGAUAACUUCACACACAUAG
Molecule: messenger RNA, 2340 nt
Organism: Danaus chrysippus (African queen)
Lineage: Eukaryota; Metazoa; Arthropoda; Insecta; Lepidoptera; Nymphalidae
Source: the annotation of a GenBank genome assembly